Messenger RNA from Oenanthe melanoleuca, 764 nucleotides. It is a transcript of the gene GCSH, whose product is annotated as glycine cleavage system protein H. The transcript has 5 exons. Lineage: Eukaryota; Metazoa; Chordata; Aves; Passeriformes; Muscicapidae. The record is from RefSeq and is a predicted model, not a curated record. The coding region runs from base 16 to 729 and encodes 237 amino acids. Gene Ontology annotation, cellular component: cytoplasm; mitochondrion; glycine cleavage complex. Gene Ontology annotation, biological process: glycine decarboxylation via glycine cleavage system; protein lipoylation.
GGCGGCGCGCGGAACAUGGCGGCUCCCUCAGGCCGCCCCGUGCCCGCUGCCGGCGGGGCGCGGAGCCCGGCCCGGGGCUCGGAGCCCGGAGCCCAGCGCGGAUCCCAGACCGGGACACGGGGCCCAGCCUGGGCCGCCCCUCAGGGCCCGCGGGCCCCCGGGUCACCCCGCCGGCCCCGCCCCGCCGCCAUCGCCGCCUCCCGCUGGCACCGCCCCCGCCCGCCCCCGGCAAAGAUGGCGUGGCGGGCGCUGCGGAGGGUCGGGCCGGUGCUGGCGCCGCGCUGCCCGCGCCUCCCGCUGCCGCCGCGGGGGCUCGCGGCCCGCAGGCUGGGCACCAGCUCGCUGCUGCAGUCUGCCCGCAAAUUCACAGACAAGCACGAAUGGGUAUCUGUGGAAAAUGGCAUUGGAACAGUAGGAAUCAGCGAUUUUGCACAGGAAGCAUUAGGAGAUGUUGUUUACUGUAGUCUUCCAGAAGUUGGUACAAAAUUGAGUAAACACGAUGAGUUUGGGGCUUUGGAAAGUGUGAAAGCUGCUAGUGAACUCUACUCCCCUCUCUCAGGAGAAGUGACUGAGAUUAAUGCUGCCCUUGCAGAUAAUCCAGGGCUUGUCAAUAAAUCCUGUUAUCAAGAUGGUUGGCUUAUCAAGAUGACUGUGGCAAAGCCUGCUGAACUUGAUGAACUGAUGACUGAAGAUGCCUAUGAGAAAUACAUAAAAUCCAUUGAGGACUGAGCUGGAAUAAUGAAAUAAAUUAAUAUAAAAUCUCA